Zophobas morio is the source of this 1813-nucleotide messenger RNA. It is a transcript of the gene 7B2, whose product is annotated as neuroendocrine protein 7B2. Bases 133 to 912 code for a protein of 259 amino acids. NCBI's taxonomy places the organism in Eukaryota, Metazoa, Arthropoda, Insecta, Coleoptera, Tenebrionidae. The record is from RefSeq and is a predicted model, not a curated record. Gene Ontology annotation, biological process: neuropeptide signaling pathway; regulation of hormone secretion. Gene Ontology annotation, molecular function: enzyme regulator activity. The transcript is spliced from 6 exons. Gene Ontology annotation, cellular component: secretory granule.
UCCGAAUUGACGUCGCCGUCGGGACGCCCAGUGACGUCCACUGCGCAAAGGCGUCAUUGAUUCACAUAGCCUACAUUCCCGAAUCUCGUGCACUUCGGCUCCGACUGACGGGGCACCUGUAACGUUAUCGCCAUGAUUUUGGCGAUAAUCUUGUGGAGUGUGACCGCCACUUUCGGGUACAUUCCAGAUGGAAAAGACAACUUUAUGUCCGGCGUGUUCCUCCGGGAGAUCGUCAGCCGCAUGGGCAAGGACCUCCCGGAUCUAGCUUACAUGGACUUCCCCGACACCCGCCUCCCCCUUGGCGUGCGCUCCUUGAGCCGCGACAUGGAGGAGGAGCCUCUUUUCCCCCUGGACUACGACACGCUGGGUGAACCCAACAUCCACCCCAGCAUCCGGGACCAGGAAUUCCUGGAGCACUCCAGUCUCUACGGGAGUCAGUUCAUGUCGGGUGGUGCCGGGGAGGGCAAGCAGCGCUUGCGCCCCCAGGGCUCCCUCAAGAACAUCCAGGAGGUGAAGUCCGAUUCCACCUUGCCCGCCUACUGCAAUCCGCCGAACCCAUGUCCCGUGGGAUACACCGCUGAACAAGGCUGCAUCGAAGACUUUGAAAAUACAGCAUCUUAUAGCCGGAGAUACCAAGGAGCCCAGGACUGUAUGUGUGACACGGAGCAUAUGUUCGAGUGUCCCAGUCCCAAUCCUGGGGACUCCAUGGUGGACGAUUCUCUCGAUGGGUUCAACGAUUUGGAGUUUAACAGAUUUUUGCAACAUACCAUGCAGAUGAACCCGGGCUUGCAGCAUAAGAAUCUGGUUGCGAAGAAGUACCAUCAAGACAGGAAGAGCGUCCGCUCGAAUCCGUUUCUGCACGGGGAGCGGCUGCCAGUGGCUGCGAAGAAGGGCAACAACGUGGUAUUCUGAGCUGCAGCAGCACCAAAGACACUUACCAGUGGCGUCAGCUUUUCCAGUGCUGACCGAAGAAGCUGCCGCCAUCACGUAACCGACAGUCUGACCAACCGAAAACCGACGCGGCAACGAAAACGGCUGAAGAUUAAAUUCGAUGAUUUCGUCAUUUUUUGGAAGCACUUAGGAUAAUUAGAUAGUCGCUUUAAGUGUUUGAAUAAUCGUGUUUUUUAACCCUGAGAAGGCCCCAUACUGUUAAAGAACUGAGGACUCAACAUUCUCUUGUAGACAUGGCGUAUCUUAGCCAUCACAAACACUAAAUUUUGACAUGAGUGUAUCUCUCGGUGGCCGAAACGUCGGAUGACCCGGUUUUUAGUUUGUGACCUUUCGGUUACUCAGAGCUCGUAUACAUAUCAAAUCGGACUUGACGAGGUGUUGUUAAGUCGAGUAGUAGGCCCUAUUGAUUUUCGAAUGCUCUGUUGGCUACGUCUUCGGAACGUUUGAUGCAAAUUCGGGUUUAUAUCAAGCGUUUCUCCUAGCGCAACACGGCAAGGUAAAAUCAGUGCGCGACUUAAAAAUACCCUUUGAUCUACGCCAUCAACUGGUUUGAUGGGACUUACAUUGGAUAUGGAUAAGAUUCAUAUGUAUCAUUACCUUGAAAUUGGAAUCUCUCGGAUUGAAUGGAUAAAACAUUUAUUGACAAUUAUAGACUUUAUUGAUGUUCAUUCGUUAUCAAGAUUUGGUGUUUUAAGAUUUUAAACAUUUGUGUGAUUGUGAGAUGGUUGACCAUUUCACUCAUGCUUGUAAUAGCUAAUCUGAUGUGUAUUCACUAUGUUAUCUUGAACAGACCACAGCAACAUUAUGGAUCUGUUCCCUUUCAGAUGUCAAAAUAUAUAAUGUAUUCUCUUAAUGCAAACAA